AAUGCGCCUUCGAGCGCGAGUCAACGCAAUGCGAAGACAGCCAACCCAGUUGACGCAAGCUCAUUUGAGCUUGCCUUUUGAAGAUACGUACGCAUAUUAAGCAGCCUGUCAAUUCUGAAUACAAAAUGGCUUCACCAGCAACACUCUCGACGGGCGAUGACCAGCGCUUUCAUGGUGGAGGGCCGUUCGCGACCGCCUCGCAAGCGGUCCCUUACUCGCCCCUGGCGACACCAAGCAGGUCAUCGAUGCGCCCCAAGGAGGGAACUGUCCGGCGAGCUGGGAGUGUCGCUGCAAGCGUGCGCUUCUCGGGCGUGCAUUAUCAGGAGAUAGCUGCGGACCCCACCGACCACUUGGAGGGCGUGGGUCCCAUGCGUGGUCGCAGUCCUCAGGGAGUCAAAAAGAACAUCUUCAAAAAGUACUUUGACGAGUUCAACACCUACGCGCUCAUGGUCUCGCCUGUCUCGCCCAGCCGUGCGCCGCCCGCCUUCCGAAGCGGUGGCGGCGGCUCCGUCGCCUCCGCCCCGGCCACGCCCACCUCUCGCCGCAGCCUGGGGGGUGGCGCAGGAGCCGGCCUCAUUGUUCGCGCCGGCAGCAUCGCUCGCGGGGGCGGCGGCGGAGCUGUUGGGGAGUGGGACGCGCCGUGGACGCCGAUCAGUGCGGCGGGUGUGAGCACGACGCACGUGCCGUCGGAGUGGGACUCGCCGCGGCCGCGAUGGGCGGUGGGUCGGCGGAAGGGCAUGGGGGCUGCUGGCGGCGCAGCGGAGCCGGGAGACGGCCCGCUGCACGCCGCCACCCGGCCGGUCACGUGCGGCGGGCCGCUGCCCAGUCACGUGGCGGCGCUGGACGAGCUGCUGGCCAAGAGCUGGAGCCGCGCCGAGGUGGAGGCGGCGCAGUCGUGGGGCUUCUUUCGGCGCCUGGUCCCGCACCUGGGCGUGCCGCCGCUGCAGGCGCCAACAGCGCUGCUGCUGGGCCGCUGCGCCCGCCUGCAGCCGGGGCUGCUGCCGCCGCUGACGGCAGAGCUGUGCGGCGCGCUGCCGGUGCUUAUGGCCAGCCCGCGCCUGGACGUGCGGCAGGCGAGCCUGUGUCUGCUGGGCCUCCUGUGGCGCGCCACUGCCGCCGGCGACAGCCAUGCCCGCGCCCAUCUGCUGAACAGCUCCGCACUGCUGACCGCGCUGACCACUCGUGUUGCGGAAGGUGACUUCGACGCCAUGUUUGCGGCACGGGAGGUGGCGGCGGAUCAGAGGGGCGCGGUGGCGCUAGAAAAGGCUGGCGCGCUUCGAGCCGUGUGCGGCGCGCUGCGGAAGCUGGUGGCAGCUGCCCGCGCGGCGGCAGGGGAGGCAGAGGGUGAGGGUGCGGCCGGCACGGAUGGGGAGGAGGAGCCGGGUGGUGCAGCAGCAAGGGCGGCCGGUGCAGGGCCGGCCAAGUCGCCAGCCGCCAAAUCGCCAGCCGCCAAGUCCCCUGGGAAAAAGCAGCUAGCACUGGCAGGCGCAGGCAAAGGGGCGGGUGGCGGCGUGCGGGCGCCGCCUGGGCUGACGGGGCGCAGCCCCUCGCCCAGCAAGAAGGCGGUGGUGGUGAGCGUGGAGGGCGUCACGGAGGGCGGCGAGGAGACGGAGCGCGCCGCCGCCGGCGUCCUGGUCGCAGACUGCCUGGCGGCGCUGACAGCCGCGCUGCCCGCCGCCUCCGCCAUGGUUCGCCGUUAUCGCGUGCCUGAACGGCUGGUGGCGCUGCUACUCACGUGCCGCGUAGAGCCCGACCCGGACCCGGAAAAGGAGAAGGGCAAGGAGCAGGACGAGCAGAAGGCAGAUACGGACAAGGGCAAAGACCAGGAUCAGGAGCGCGGUUCGGCGGCAGCCGGAGGCGGCGGCGGUGAGGCGGGAGCGGCGGCAGCAGGGGCUCAGCAGGGUGUGAACAAGGCGACAUCGGAGUCUGGCAGCGAUAUCGACAUUGACAAAAUACUGAACGAGGACAGCAGCGAUGAGAAGCGCGAAUUGGAGAAGGGGAAAGACGAGGCUAAGAAAGAAGGCAGCAGCGGUGGGGCGCAAUCGGAACAAGCACCAGAAGAUGCCGCGGCCGCGGCAGGCGGGGAUGCGGAGAAGGAGAAAGGAAAGGAGGAGGAGGAAGCGAAGGAGGAGGGAGGUGACGAGGCAGCCAAGCGCAUGUCGGAAGGGCGGCGGCGCCAGCUGCAGUUGCAGGAGGCACUUCUGCGCUGCCUGCACACACUGGCGGCCUGCGGCAUGGGGAAGGAGCCGCAAGAGGCGGUACAGCGAGCUCUGCGGGACGCGGGAGCACCCGCCAUGGAGCGAUUGGCGCGUGUGCUGCAGGAGCACCACACGCUUGCGGGCUGCAGCUCCGCUGCCUACCUGUUGUGGCUGGCGGCGGCGGGCGACUACAGCGCCACCCCCGCCGCCGAGCUCAACGUGCUGCGCAGCCGCCUGGCCGCCGAGGCGCCGAAGCAGCCGGAGGACCGCAGCAGCACCAGCGGCUUCGGCGUGGUGGGCGCGGUGCGGGAGCUGCUGCUGCGGCACGUGGCUGUAGCGGCUGUAGCAGGAGGCGGAGCAGGGGGAGGCUGGCGGGAUGAGGAUCUCGGGGACGCGGUGGCUGAGGUGGGGACGGCUGUACCACCGCCGCCGCCACCGCCGCCGCCUGCAGCGGCGGCGGUGGUUACCCCACGCGGAGCGGGAGCCUCCAGGCUGGGCGGCGGGGGCAGCAGUGGCAGCGGCGGGGAUUCGGAGGGGCGGCUGCGGAGGUCGAUGGGCCCGGGCGCGAGCGGGGCGGCGCCGUCGCUACACACCGACAGCCUGCCCAGACCGCAGGACUUGGUGCCUGGUGACUCGCCGUUCACAUCCAGAGGCGCGGCCAGCUCUGGUGGUGGCGCUGGCGGCGAGAUUGGCGGCGGCGGCUCGAGGCGGGAGGUGACUGGCCCCAGCCUAGGCCUGGCCGCGCUACGUGUGGCGUCUGCGGCGCUGAUGCUGACUCCGCGGGAAAGCCGGCCGGGCUCGGGCGGGCACAUGAUAUCGCCACAGCGGUACGCAGCGGGGAGCAGCGAUGAGGAGGAUGAGGAGGGCGGCGGCGGCCGCGGCCGCGCCGCCGGCUUUGCGGGCGGCCGCCCCCGCGGCGGUUCGGGUGGGGGCGACGACCAGGACGGCGGCAGCAGCCUGGGCGGCGGGCGGGGCGGCGGCGGCGGCUCCGCCUCCACUCCGCCCGAGGACAUGGACCUGUCCAACAUCAUCGACAGCAGCGUGGAGCUCACGGGCAAGGAGUACAUCAUGCAGGCCAUCCAGGCGGCCGGCGCACUAGCAGCGCAGGAGGUGGGCGGCCUCUCCGGCCCCGGCCCCAGCCCAGACCCCCGCAUCAGCGGCGGCGCGGGCACCAUCGCGCCCAUGCCCAGUCCCGGCGAGCCCUUCCCGCCAGCCGGCAUUUUCGGCGAUGCCCAUGGAAUGGGCUCGCGCGGCCGUGGCGGGGCCGGGGGCGCCGAGGCGCAUGCGACGGGAGCAGGACACGGGUCCGCGGAGCAAGGCGGCUAUGGAAGGGAGGGUUUGCCGGCGGCGCCCGGGUCGGGGUCGACGCCCAUUGGCGCGCCGCGCAGCAGCCGCACGCCCGACUCGCACCUGCUUCAGCAACAACAACAGCAGCGACACGUGGGUUGGGCGCCGAGUGGCGGGCGGCUGGACGCCCUGCGGCCGGCGGCGCUGGAGCUCGCGUUGGCGGCGUCAUCGCCACUAGGGGCCGGUGGCGGCGCCGCCGGCGCCGCAGGCGCCUCGGGCUCCGCUGUGAUGAUGUUGCCGGGCAGGGGCGCCGCCAAGCGGAUACCGCUGCUGACGCUCAAGACGCGGUUGGGGGCGCUGCGCGCCGUGCGGCAGCAGCGCCGGCCGCGGCGGCCGCCGCCGUCUGAGUUCCAGGAGCUGCUGCGCAACUGCUUCGGGCUGCUGUCGGCGGUGGCGCUGAGCUCGUCGGGGUGUCGGGCCAUUUGCGAGGUGCCCAGGCCGGCUGCCGGCGAGGGCGGAGCGGAAGGCGGAGCGGAAGCUGUUGGAGGGAUCCUGCCGUUUGCGGCGGCGCUGCUGGAGACGGCGGCGGACGCGCCAGAGAGCCUGGCGGCAGCGGCUGUGAGCGGCAGCAGCACCGAGCUCAGGCUGCAGUUGUUUGCGCUCAUGGGCAACAUUGCGCUGCACUCGGACGGCGUGGAGGCGCUGACGUCGGAGGCGGCUGGCGCACCGCCGGGGCUGGUGGCGGCGCUGUUUGCCGCGGCGCGGGAGUCGCUGGCGCUGGUAGGCAGCAGCCCCACCGGAUGGCGAGAGGGGCAGCGACUGCUUGAGGCCUGUUUCACGGUGCUCACCAACCUGCACCGCGGCCGGGCCACGCUCAGCCCGCCGCCCGACCCCGCCACCGGGCGGCCGCAGGAGGCGUACGCGCUGGCGCUGAGGGCGCUGGCCAUGCAGCUGCCGGGAGCCAUGGGCGCGGCGGACCGGGUGCGGGUACGUGCCGCCGCCGCCCGCAUGCUUGACUCCGCCAUAGCCGCCUACGAGGGCGUGGGCGGCAGCGCCCCACCCGCCGUCGCGGAGGAGCUGAUGGCCCUGGUUGCCGCCGGCGGCGGCAUUGCUACAGCCUCCGCAGGCGCCUCAAUUACAGCUGCCGACGGCAGUAGCAGCGGGAGCGGGAGCGCAGGGGCUGGGGCCCGGGCCUUCGGCCCGGGCGCGGGCAAGGGGGAUGCGGAGGGCGGGGGUGGAGGCGGCGGGGCGGGAGGGCCGCGGGUGACGGAGGCGGCGGAGCGGGCCGCGUGCGACGCGGCGGCGGCGCUGUGGCAGCUGCUGGCGGCGGGUCAGGUGCACCCUGACGCUGCGGCCUCGGUGCUGACGCCGGCGCUCUCCGCCAUCCUGCGACGCACCGACGCCACUGCCGCGCUCACCAAAGGCGCGCUGGGCCUGGUGUCGUGCCUGGCCCGCUCGCCGCUGGUUGCCCGCCGGCUGUGGACGACGCCCCUGGUGCCGGCGGUGAUGAAGGCGCACGCGCGCGCGCGGAAGGCGGGAGAGGGCGAGGUGGAGGAGGCGGCGCGGGGCGUGUGCCAGCAGCUGCUGCGGGCUUGCCACCGGGAGGACCGCGGCAGCGUGUCUGACGCGGACCGGCGGGUGGACCGGUGGGGUCUGACGGAGCGCAUGCUGAGUCAGCUCAAGUGCCGGCUGGAGUGGGACGGUGGCGAGGAGGCCAUCAUGCUGGUGGAUUGGGAUGCGGAUUGAGGGCUUGGGUACGGUAUGGUACCGUAUGGUGGGUGGGUGGUUUGAGUGGGCGGUUGCGGGGGGGGGCAGUAUGGUACCGCGUUUUGACGCUGGCGUCGAGGGCGGCGUGCAGCGCGGCAGAGGUGUGAGCGCGAGCGGAGGGGUUACUCGGCAGCGGGCUGGCCUGGUCGGGGCUGCGUGCGUCGGUGGGUGGAUGUCUAUGGUAUCGCAAGGCUUGUGUG
Messenger RNA from Chlamydomonas reinhardtii, 5452 nucleotides. RefSeq lists its product as uncharacterized. The record is from RefSeq and is a predicted model, not a curated record. The coding region runs from base 246 to 5231 and encodes 1661 amino acids. NCBI's taxonomy places the organism in Eukaryota, Viridiplantae, Chlorophyta, Chlorophyceae, Chlamydomonadales, Chlamydomonadaceae. The transcript is spliced from 14 exons.